AAAUCUCUCACAAAGGGACAUUUCUAGGGUUUCCGCGACGACGAUGAUGACUACCGUGAUGAGCUGCGAUGUCGAUGUGACGACGAAAAGAGAUUCAGACAAGUUUAACUUUUCGCCGAUGGAAAAGGAAAACUUGUACGAGGAAGACACUGAAAGCGAAAGCGAAAGCGAAGAAACCGAGAGCGAAGGCGAUGGAAGCGUGACGGUCGGGAAAUACAUAGGGUUAGAAGACAUGGAAGAACCGGAACCGGAGUGGGAUGUGGACAGCUUUGAUGGUCGGGAAUACGAAUCAGAUGCAGAGAUUCGUGACAGCUUUGCUAACGAAAAUGAUUACAUGGAAUACCGCGAAGAAAGGAUCCAGGCUCUGGAGGAUAGGGGGUUUUUACCAGAUCCAUUCAAUUACAUUGGCGCUAUUCAGAAUCUGGAUGGACCAGCUUAUGGAAACAUGACUAAUAGGGAGUACUUGGCGGGUCUUGCUUCCAUGUGCGUUAAGAAACUCAACGAGGUUAAGGGAAAGACUGUGGAAUUUGAUAGUAUUGUGAGAGCCACUACAAAUGCUGGAGGAGCUAGUUGGAAGCUGUAUAUAACGUUUAUGGCUCGGGAGUAUCCGAAUGGGCCUCUCCUGGAGUAUCAGGUUAAGGCCAUGGAUUUCGUUGGAGAUUCUCGACCUCCUUUUCCCAUUCUCUGCAGACCUGCCCCUAAACCCCUAAACCACUACUUGGCUAGUGAAGACAAGGAUACGCUGGAGUGAUGCAUAUAACCUUGUGGUCUCAUUUGGCAAGUGGUUUCUUAAUUGGCUAAAAAAAUAUAACUUGUAGAGGCAAAAUUUUGUUGUUCAGUCGGAACGAUUGAUACAAAGGAUUAUCAAAACGGUUGCUAUAAUGAAAUUAAAAAGAACUAUAGUUUGUAGUAAUCUAAAAUAUGUGAAGUAUUA
This is a messenger RNA of Camelina sativa (false flax), 934 nucleotides long. RefSeq lists its product as uncharacterized. The record is from RefSeq and is a predicted model, not a curated record. NCBI's taxonomy places the organism in Eukaryota, Viridiplantae, Streptophyta, Magnoliopsida, Brassicales, Brassicaceae.